AUGUUAUCUUUAUUUCGAAGAUGUAAUUAUAAACGCAUAUAUUCUUUUAUACGGAUUCGACGUUAUUCAGUUCUUCAAGAUACUGUCUCUCCAUCCUUUCAACGGCCAUUAAACAUUGAUAAACCCUUAGUGAUCCUUCCACAGCCUAGUCAACUUAAAGACGAUGGAAAAAUUCUUCCACAUGUUUUUUCAGAAAAUCUUGCUGUAUUAUAUGCAUGUCUAAAAUUAGGUCAAACCGAUCGUGCCAAAAGAAUUUUAGAGUAUUUAGAAAAUAAAGGCCCUAUGGAUAUGAAACACCUCUUAGAUAUCAACUUACACAACGCAUUCCUCGAAGCUUUUCUAGAUGCACCUAUUCCAGAACUUAAUAUAGCAUUCAAUUGGUUAGAUAGAAUGCGUGAUAAAUGUCGCAUAAAUCCUAAUUUAGCGACAUUUGCUAUCUUGAUGAAAGGAUACUUGAGAAAGAGCAAAGACUUUCAAUGUUCAACGGUGCUUCAAGUUAUAGUUAUUGAUAUGGAAGAUAAAGGUUUUCGAUUUGAACAAUUAAUAGAAAGUAAUUUAUUAUCUGAUGAAGAUAAUCAAAAAUUAUUUGAGUUAUUGAAUUCAGAUAAAAAUUCCAGUCUUUCAAAACGACUUUUGAAACAUCUUGAAAUUGAAUCAAUAACACCUUUAACUGCAGAACCCAUUCCAACAAAGGCAUUUGGUGUUAAACUUAUAAAAAAUUCUCUUGAAGCUCUAAAAGAGAAAGGGUUGGAUCAAUAUGAUCGUCAAAAUAAAUUAGAGGAAAAUGCUUUACAUGGUGCUAUUGAGCGUUGGAAACAUGAUUAUGAACAAAUGCGUAAACGUGGUGAUGCUUUUUCUGGAAUUCCCUCUUUGAGGAAAGCUAUGUGGGCUUGGCAUGAAAAACUCGUUCCUUUGAUUGAAAUGGAAUUAAAAAAAAGUAUUUAUAAGAAUAUUGAGGAAGGUGGUGAAUGUAUUGAUUCACAAACUGGAACAUUCUUGCGAUUGUUGAGUGCGGAUAAACUCUCUGCCAUUACAAUAUUGGAAAUGCUACGUCAAUCUAGUGAUAGUGAGGUUAUAGAAGGAAUGACAACAACUUGUGCCAUUAUGGCUAUUGGUAAAUCUGUGGAAAGUGAAUACAACGCGGAACAAUUGAAAAAGAAACAAAAUCGUAAAUUGUUCUAUAAGGAUUUAAAUAUUCAUGAACUUUUUGCAUCUGGAAAAUUAUUCAAUAUGGAAAUUCGACGGUUUGCAAGAAAAAUAGAAAAAGAAGAUAUUGAAACAUCAUGGAAACCGGAUUGGGGAUCGACAAUAAGAGCUAAAAUUGGUUCUUUCUUGGCCGCUAGUCUGAUUAAAGUUGCUCAAAUUACUGUCUCAACCGCUGAUGCAACUGAUAAAAUAAUAAGUGAAGAGGCGCCAGCUUUCUUUCAUUCUUAUGAAUAUAAUAGAGGUAAAAAAGUUGGGGUUAUUAAGCUUAACCCUCAAUUGAUAAAGUGGCUUUCUAAUGAAUCCAUUAGAGAUCAUUUACAUCCUCGCAUGUUACCAAUGUUGAUUAUUCCAAAGCCUUGGUUGACUUUCAAUAGUGGUGGUUAUCUGACAUCUCCAACUCUUGCUAUGAGAAUAAAAGAUUGUCCUGAGCAAGUGGCAUAUCUGAAAAAAGCUUCUGAUAAUUCACACUUAGAGCAUGUUUUUGCUGGUUUGGAUGUCCUUGGUUCUACGUGUUGGGCCGUUAAUAAGAGGGUAUACGAAGUUGUUUUAAAGAUUUGGAAUAGUGGUGAAGGUGUUCUUGACAUUCCACCUGCCGAUUUAAAUCUAGAAAUUCCUAAAAAACCUGAAGAUUUCGACAGUAACGUUAAAUCGAAAAUUCAAUGGAUUAAGACAUGUAGAGAGAUUAAUAAUAAAAUACGAAAUAAUCAUUCUUUGAGAUGUAUGGUAAACUAUAAAGUGGAAAUUGCCGGUGCUUAUCUUGACGAACCAAUGUUCUUUCCUCAUAGUCUGGAUUUCCGUGUAUUUAAGGAUGCAAAACCAUUAGGCAAAACUGGGUUAAGAUGGCUUAAAAUUCAUUUGGCAAAUUUAUAUGGACUUGACAAAGUUCCAUUUAGUGAACGAGAAGCGUUUACUAAUGAGAAUAUUGCUGAAAUAAUGGAUUCUGCGGAUUAUCCUUUGAAAGGCAAACGAUGGUGGCAAAAAGCCGAAGAUCCAUGGCAAUGUUUGGCAGCAUGCUUUGAAUUAACUGAUGCAAUACGCUCACCAUCACCAGAACAAUAUAUGUCACAAAUUCCGGUACAUCAAGACGGUACCUGCAAUGGAUUACAACAUUACGCGGCUCUUGGUGGUGACUUGGAGGGAGCAUCUCAAGUUAAUCUAGCACCGUCUAAUACGCCAUCUGAUAUAUAUACUGCAGUUGCUAAUAGGGUAAAAGAAGUAGUCAAAAUUGAGGCAGAAAUGGGUGAUGAAAGAGCUUUAAUAGUAUUAGAUCACAUUAAUCGUAAAGUUGUCAAACAAACUGUAAUGACAACCGUGUAUGGUGUGACAUUUAUUGGAGCUCGGUUACAAAUUGAAGCUCGACUCAAAGAAAUUGAAAGUAUACCACAAGAACGACUUCAUGAAUUAUCACAUUAUAUUGCAAAGCAUGUAUUUGGUUGCUUGGAAGAAAUUUUUAAAGGAGCAAGAGCCAUUCAAGAAUGGUUAAACGAAAGUGCUAAAUGGAUUGCGAAAAGCUUACCACCUGAGCGCGUGUUAAAGUCUGCUGAAGAGAUUAAAGAUGAAAUUGAUUAUUUAUCUGAAACAAAAGCUGGAGAUAAUCUAAAACCUUUAAGGAAAUCCAUAGUUAAAAUUCCGCCUAAUAGAUCAGCUUCAAAUCAAAUGACCGCAGUGGUUUGGACGACUCCAUUAGAUUUGCCAAUAGUUCAGCCAUAUCGAAGACCGAAUAAAAGACAAAUCAAAACUCAUUUGCAAUCUAUUAAUAUUAUAGAUUCAGAAACCCCUAGUCCAGUAAAUAGCAUUAAACAACGAGCUGCAUUCCCACCAAAUUUUAUUCAUUCACUUGAUGCUACUCAUAUGCUUAUGACUGCUCUUGCGUGUAAAGAAAAAGGAUUAACAUUCGCCUCUGUACAUGACAGUUAUUGGUCCCAUGCAUGCGAUGUGGAAACUAUGAAUAGUGUUAUACGAGAACAAUUUUUUCAACUUCAUAGUCAACCAAUAAUGGAAAACCUUCGAAAUGAAUUUAUUGAACUAGUAGUAAUAGAUAAUGGAUAUGAAGAUACUAUAACUUUAGAUGACUUGCUUAAAAUUACACGAAAAUCCUCAUCAAAAGAUUCAAAAUUAGUGACCUCAAAAGAGGUUAAUGCAUCAGAUUCUUCAUUAAAUGAAGUUUUCAUUAGUAGUUUAGAUAACAUAAAAACUGAAAAUUUUAUUAAAAAUAUGGACUUUAAUGAAAUGCCAGAUUGUUAUCUUAAAGAGGACAAUGAUGAAUUAUUAGAAGAGGAGGAAGAACCAAAAUCAAAGAAAAAAAGACAAUCUUCUAUGUAUGUACACACAUGGGUGGAUUUAUCAUUCCCAGAAUUACCAGAACGAGGAACUUUUAAUAUAGAAUCA
Dentiscutata erythropus is the source of this 3594-nucleotide messenger RNA. The record is from the annotation of a GenBank genome assembly. Lineage: Eukaryota; Fungi; Glomeromycota; Glomeromycetes; Diversisporales; Gigasporaceae.